Molecule: messenger RNA, 2694 nt
Organism: Microstroma glucosiphilum
Lineage: Eukaryota; Fungi; Basidiomycota; Exobasidiomycetes; Microstromatales; Microstromataceae
Exons: 2
Coding region: 1-2694 (897 amino acids)
Source: RefSeq, a predicted model, not a curated record
AUGGCCUCCCUCAAGGCCUACACCUACGGCCUCGUGCUGCUACUCGCCAUCUACUGGGCUCACCAGGGAUGGAAGACGCUCGUCGCAAAGGGCAGGCACGCCGCCUUCCGUCGUGACCAACGACGGAAAGCUGGAAUCCCUGACUCGGACAAUCGGCCUUUCUCCAUUGCAGCCGCAGAAGCAGCUCAGAGCCGCCGCCGGCAGGAAGUCACCAAGACUCAGCCCAAUGCCCGUGGCCAAGGGCAAAGCAGUGGUAGGCAGAAUGCACAGUCAUUUCGCAAAGCGCCAUCGUCGCCCUUUCGCUCGACCAGCCUACUGCCCACAGAGUCUACAAGCUUUGGCGCUACAAGCUCCCAAUCUGCCAACCAUUCCGGCCUGCACCUGAGGCGCUCCUCUCCUGCCCUCUCACCAUCCACUGCUCAGCGCGCCGCUAUGCUAGCUCCAGGCCAGAGCUCAAGAUACGAUCCCGCUACCUACAUUCCGGCAAGUCGCUUCUCACCCAAAGCUCAAGACACGUCGCUUCGACCGGUUGCCGGAUCUAAGCGACCAGCAGGCAGAGCGCUAAGCGAUGCAGGCAGCGAAGCAAGUACGCUGAGGCCGGAGAGGCGGUCUGCAAAGCAUGUUCGCGAAGAAAUACGCGACUCUAGCACAAGAGACAGUAUUGAAGGAUCGGAAAUGGCUUGGGAGGCUAGCAAUGGCUCUUCUGGCCAUCGCGAUGCGGGCCGCGGAAAGAAGAGGGGUGCUGAGGACGUCCGUGACCGAGGAGAAGAAGACAGCGUCUUUGCCGGGCGCGGGAACGGGAAGAAGGGACGUCAGUACGACGGAGAUGAUUCGAUGGACGAAGACGACGACGAUGAUCGAACAGCUGAAGAAGCAAGCGAGGAUGAGGACGAGAACGUACCAUCUCCUUACGGGCGGUCCGCAGGCAAGCGAAAGCAGGACGAGGUCAGUGUUGGGACUGGCGCUGAGUCACAAGAUGAAGAGGAAGACGAUGUACCUCGGCGUAGAGGUGCCAAGCUGGCUCCGAAGAGUAGCAAGUCUCGAAAGAUCGCUGCCAAAAAGGCUCCAUCAGAGAGGACGCUUCGAGACGAGAUGAUGAUGCUGGACGAGGACGAUGUCGAUGCAGAGGACUCUCUUCGAUCCCAAAAGGCUCGAGUCACAGGCCUGGCCUCGAAAAGGGGCGGCCCCGGCUCUGUCAAGGAGGUACCAGACGAUGAGCGCGAGGUUGGCGAUGAGUGGGUCGACCCAGUGAACGGUCUCCAAUGGAGAAUGGAUGAGGACGAAGUCUUGACGGAGGAAGAAGGGUCCGCAACAGGCCGUAAGAGGAGGGUCAAAGUGAGGCGAAGGGUCAAGAGGAGGCUGACUGUCAAGCGAGAGAUGAGAAAAAAGUGGGACAUGCCCUCAGACUCUACUCAUCCUGACAGGGAAGAGCUGGUACCACACUACGUCCCUGCUUGGCUCUCCGAAGCCGAAUUCGAGGAUGCCAAACGGAGAGGUGAACUCGGCUUUCAAGUGGGCGAGGCUACGCCUGUCAGCCCUAGUCAAGCAUCUGGGGGAUCGAGGGCGUCUCCAGCAAGGUCGCCCAGGAAUGUUGACCUCCUCUUCCAUCAAGCGCCGAACCCUCGUCCUCUCUUCGGAUCCCGCCUAAGCAGUCCUGCGCGUUCAUCCCCUGCCCCGAUGCUACGAGCCUCUGCCUCAAGCUCUUCUCUGAGUGGCAGUCUCUCGAAGAAACCAGGCGGUCGCAUCUCUCUGGCCGGUGCAUCAAGCGCUUCGACCGACUCGCCAUUGCGAAGCCGAGUGCUUGACACGGCCGGCAAAAGGAGAAGGGAGGAAGAGCUACUGAGGAAGCUGAGGGAAAGCAACCAAGUGCAAGCUCCCCCAAGAUCUGCGCCUCCAACCUCGGCUGGCCCGACAUCAGGCUUUGGGCAGCCCGCCGCAGACAAAGCCCAGCCUGCUGUCACCUUCGCGCUACCGACGGGAGUGUCGGACGAUGGAAAAGAGACGCACACCCAGCCUUCGGCUCAAGGCGCGCCAGCAAGCUCGCCCUUCUCUUUUGGACCGCCGGCUCCCAAGGCGAGCGAGAGUAAGUCUUCUCCUGCACCGUUCUCCUUUGGAGCCCCAAAGACUGCAGCGCCGCCGCCUGCCUCCGGAACAUCAGGGACUGGUGCUAAUGGAGCAGCCCCAGUCAGUUUUGGAGCUCCUUCCACUCAAGCACCUGCGCCGCCUGCAUCUAGUGCAGAGGCCAGCAAGUCGUCUCCUGCUCCAUUCAGCUUUGGUGCUCCUCCCACCAACGUACCAUCUUCGCAAUCAGCAUCGACGCCCUUCUCAUUUGGAGCGCCCAAGAAGGAAGACGGUGGCAGCAACACUGUCGCUAAACCAAGCGGUGGCUUCUCAUUCGGGACGCCCUCUAGCGGGGGAGGAGCAAACGCACCAGCAGCAGCGCCUGCCCCAUCUGUGCCUUCCUUCUCCUUCGGCGCCCCUUCGAGCACCGCCUCGGGUGCGUCCAAAUCAUCUACCCCCUUCUCUUUUGGCGCUCCCCCCAGCGGAGCUCCAGCAUCUGCGCCAGACUCUGCGCAAGCACCUAAGCCGGCGUUCACAUUUGGAGGAGGAGGCGCUGGAGGAAGUGGAGCUGCAGGACAAGCGGGAGGAGCGAGCAGUGGUGGUGGUUUCACAUUCAGCUUUGGGAAGAAGUAG